Wyeomyia smithii (pitcher-plant mosquito) is the source of this 10791-nucleotide messenger RNA. RefSeq lists its product as uncharacterized. The record is from RefSeq and is a predicted model, not a curated record. NCBI's taxonomy places the organism in Eukaryota, Metazoa, Arthropoda, Insecta, Diptera, Culicidae. The coding region runs from base 1156 to 2289 and encodes 377 amino acids. The transcript has 3 exons.
AUAAUUCUAAAAUGAUUAAAAAGUUAUUCCAAAACCACUUUCAAAUGAUUGUACAAUGAUUCUGAAAAGAUUAAAAGAUUAUGAGCGAAUUACAUUUUCGAUUGAAAAGUAGUGGUUUAAGAACGAUUUUAAUAUUCUCCUUUAAUAUUCUCCUCAAAUUCUGACUAACAGCCUUUAAAAGUUUUGUUACAGUUAGAAUAAAUAUAAGUACCGUACACAUGAAGCAGAGCAAUGAAGUCGCAGUAGUCGAAGGCACACGCAAUAUGCCACCAGAAACCACACUACUUUGAAGCAGUUGAAAUUUGAUAGCCACCGACAGUCCGCCAGUCUCUAACCAAAGCGACGCUGCUAAAAAAUGACAGGAAACAGGCAGCACGGCUUAUGAGGAAUAAAACGAACUGUCAAACGAGAGACAGUCAACUCGAUCGAGAAUUUCUUUUUGUGUGAGAAGUCGUCGGGUGCACAUCGCGAGUCAACCGCGGACGGAGUUACUUCUUGAAGAGCCGGCGAACGAUCAAGCCAACAACGGACAAAAUCCCGCUGAGGCAUUAAAGAGAGAAAACCAAGAAAGGCCCUCCAGAGAGGGCUCUUUUUUCCUGUUUCUUUUUCCUGUUUUUGUGCUGUGGUGCGGUGUUCCGAAUUUCGGCGGCGUCGGAUUCGAACGGACUGUUCGGAAACGUGCAAGUCGGCACGGAAAGGACUGGAGCGGCUUUGAGGAUUGUCAGCUGGGAGCGGUGGCGGACUGGUGUUGCUGGACGGACGCCGCGAAGACCGGAUGGCAGUCAAGUGAGCUAGAUUAAGCAACGUGGGGUCGCACGGAGCGCGAAAUACCCGGCGACAAAAGUUGACAGGGAAUGAAAAGCAUAGGAGAUUAGAGCGGGACGGGAUGAAGAAGGAAGGAAAAUACACAGAAGUUGUUUAAGUAGAUUUGUGGCCAAUUUUCUUCAGUUUUGGGAAAAGCCUUUUUAUGAUGAGGUUAGCAUAUAGUCAACCCGUAACAUUGGCGCCCAACUGAAAGAUCCACAUUUGAUUUAUUUAUUUGGUUACCGUUAAGUGAACUAUUUUUGAAAUUUUCGUUUUGUGAUAGUUACGGUUUGUUUUAUAAGAUUAUUUAACACAUUUUGGUUUGUAAUACCCGAUAAAAAAUCCACUAAAAUGGAUUAUACUCAGCUUACAGAUGAGGAGAUAACCUACGAAUUGGCGCUACGCCACAUGGUCAACUUAGGACCAAUGACGCACCGACUCAAAGUUCAGCGAUUGAACAACGCGGUACAAGAUGAUCUUGCAAAAAAUAGUAGUCGAUCGGAGUCUACACACAUCAUGAGUCCGACCGUCAACUUUGAAGUUUGCCAAUUGGCGGUUGCGACAAUACAAAAUGAAAUUCAACAUGCAAUCAAUAAUCAUGACAUUCAUGCACUUACAGUGCUUCUAUCGCGUCUUACACACUACAAAAAUCGAUUGGCCAUUGUAAAGCCACCGGGUCUUUUUUCAGAAGCGGUCAAGUCUACUCGGUUGCUCGUAAACGAGCUUCAUAGUGAAGUGAACAGUGUAUUAACCAAUCCAGUGAGUCAACUAGUGUCACGAAUAACAGCAGAGGAAGCAGGAGCAGCUAGUGGAGAUGCCACGAAUGAAGAGCACAAUUUUAGCGGAAGAGCAACGUUGCCAGCAGCUAGUUCACCGGUGGUUGCAGGUCGAGGCCGAGGUAGAGGAUUGCCAACACACGACGUCUCGGGAUAUCGGGGCAGUCAGGGCGGAGUGCAGUCGGAGGGACACGUUACACCCCAUCAAAGUAUUAAUGCAUCCAGCGUUUGGCAACCGCAAACCAACGGGGAGAUAGCGACUAGAGAGCAGCAACAACGCGAUGAAGCAGCAGGCAUACAACGCGCUGCGGCUGGCAUGGGGAGACGCAUUUUUGGACAGCAGACGCAAACCGCCACAGCAAUGGGCCAUUCAAGGUGUCGCGAUGUACGCGAUCAAUUCGAUCAACUACGGAAUGAUAUGCUGCGCUAUUUGCUGAGGCAUGAAGCCAGACCAACAGCGGAGAGAGGCGAGGAUAGACGUAUACUAAAGGCGAUUCACAACUGGCCGUUCAAGUUUAGAGGACAAAAAGACACAACAUCCUUGAACAUUUUCUUGGAUAGGGUGGAGAUAUUCGCGAGAUCGGAAGGCAUGAGUGACGAGGUAUUGCUAGCUUCGAUCAAACAUUUGCUACAGGAGGAUGCAUUAGACUGGUACGCGCGAGCUAUGGUGCAAGGUUCACUAGGCUCGUGGGAGGCGUUUAAACAUUAAGUACGAAAAGAGUUUCUGCCAAGUCAGUACGCACACAUUUUGCGUCUAGAAGCAAGUUUUCGUUAUCAAGGAGUGAAUGAGCCGUUCGCCAAGUUUUAUCGGGAUAUAUCGGCCUUGUUCCGAUUUGUUUCACCACCAAUGUAAGAGGAUGAAAAGUUAUUUAUCGUGAAAAACAACAUGAGCGAGGACUACGCCGUGAUCACUGCCGCCGCAAGAGCACGCACACUGAGGGAACUACUCGAAGUAUGUACGAGCUACGACGAGACGAAAAUGCUACAUAGCAGGCAGCGCCGUACGCAAAUUCCGCAUAACGCGUUACUGGAACCCAAUUUCGCAACUCCAGCAGCUCCGCAAAGACCUGCAGCACCUUCUCUUCAGUAUCCUCGGUUACGUAGGGUACAUGCAGUAACACAAGAAGAGGACAUACAAGCCGCAGCCGAAGGCAGGCGAGUCGCAUCAGAGACGGAUGAAACGCUUCAAGUAGACAACAGUGAGAAUUGGCAAUUCAAGUUAGAUCAAUUGGUGGAGCAAGUAAGCGCGAUGAAGGCGUUUCUUACAGCGAGAGGUCCUAGACCGGGACACGCGCAAAGCGAUGUUGAUUGGGCACACAGCAAUCAGCAAACACGAUCGAAACAAUGGGCAUCGGCUCAAAAACCACCCGCAAGACAGCCAGCGCAGGCGCAAGUAUCACAAGCUUCGCAAGGGACGCCGGCCAGGCAGUUUCAACAAGCGCGGACAUCACAAGACCGACAAGCGCAGUUCGAGAGAAGGGAGCCGACAAGGGAUUAUCGGCAACUGACGUUGAUUUGUUGGAACUGUGAUGAAGAGGGUCAUCGUUUCAUGGACUGUCCGAAGCCGCAGGCCAUUUUGUUCUGCUACAGAUGUGGACGAAAGGGACACUCCCUACGCAGCUGCAUAACGUGUCGCACAGACACGGGAAACCUAGCGGCGGAGAAUCUGCAAUAGAGGGCGUCGAAUCUCCGCAGCAGUCUAAUAAGCCCCUCAACACCACCGAACUAGGACAACUUGACUCGAUUGUGAUUAACCCCGGAAAUGACAUUCGACCACACGCCGUUAUUAAUAUCCUAGGCAAGGAACUCAGCGCGUUGCUCGAUAGCGGUGCAAAUUGUUCGCUACUAGGAGGGAAGAACGUAUCAAUAGUAGGAGAGCUGAAACUACGGAAAAGUGAGAUACAGGGCGGAAUAAAAACAGCUGAUGGUACACAACACCGAAUUCGGCAUUUCGUUCAAGUUCCAAUAGUGUACAAUAACCGCAACGAUACUAUACCUUUACUUCUCGUACCGACAAUUCCGGACUGCGUGAUUCUUGGUAUGAACUUCUGGAACAAAUUCGGAGUGAAAGCGAUUUGCUGUUCAAUGGAGGUACAGGUGGAGACAGCACCGGAGCAAAACGAGACCGAGUUAAAGACUCUUACGACAGAGCAGCAACAGCAGCUUCAGCUUACAAUCGCACUGUUUCCAAGAGCGAGUGAAGGCAAACUAGGAAGAACCACCCUAUAUGAGCACAGGACAGUCGUGGGUUAAGCUCUACCACGCAAACAACGGCAUUACCCGAUGUCACCAUACGUUCUAGAAAAAGUGAACCGCGAAAUUGAUCGCAUGAGCGCUCUUGAUGUUAUAGAAGAGGCCAUGUUUUCGCCAUGGAACAACCCGUUGGUUGCAGUAAAAAAGAAGACGGGAAAGUACCGAGUUUGCUUGGACGCGCGCCAUCUGAUUUCUGUGAUGGUAAACGAAGGGUAUCCGAUUCCACAAAUAUCCGCAACAACUUAGGAGGCUGCGCAUACAUCUCAUCGAUCGAUCUGAAGGACGCGUUCUGGCAGUUACCCUUGCAGAAAGCGUCAAGACCAUUGACCGCAUUUACCGUACCAUCCAGAGGACACUUUCAGUUCAAGGUAGUGCCGUUUGGGCUGUGCACCGCCAGCCAAGCAUUAGCGCGUCUUAUGACCAAGCUUUUCGCUGAUAUGGAGCCACAGGUGUUUCACUACUUGGAUGAUAUAAUCAUCUGCUCAUGUACGUUUGCAGAGCACAUUAUAACGCUGGAAGAAGUAGCAAAAAGACUGCAGCGAGCAAAUCUGACUAUUUCGGCAGAGAAGUCCAAGUUUUGUCGGCGAGAAAUUAAGUUUCUAGGGUAUGUUCUGAAUGAGAGCGGCUGGAAGACCGACGAAGAGAAAGUGGAGAGCAUUGUGAAGUUUCCGAUCCCCACAAAUAGAAAAGAGGUUCAGAGAUUCCUCGGACUUUGCAAUUGGUAUAGGCGAUUCAUUGCGGAUUUCUCAUACAACGCUGCGCCGAUAACGGAGCUAACCAAAUUGAAGACCAGGUUCAAAUGGACUCCAUCCGCGGAAGACGCUUUCUUAAGGCUGAAAGCAGCGUUGGUGUCGACACCGGUGUUGGCAAUGCCGGAUUACACAAAACCGUUCGCGAUCGCAUGUGACGCGAGUGACGUAGCGAUAGGAGCUGUGUUGACACAGGAGACUGAUGGCGAGGAACACCCGAUCUGCUACUUUUCACAGAAGUUGUCAUCGGCGGAGUGAAAAUACUCAGUAACGGAACGAGAGUGCUUGGCAGUAAUUCGAGCAGUUGAGAAGAUCCGUGGCUACAUCGAAGGAGUUCACUUCACCGUAUAUCGCGACCAUGCAGCACUGAGCUAUUUAAAGUCUAUGAAAAACCCAACAGCGCUCAUGAGUCGUUGGCUGCUCAGGUUAAAUGCGUUUGACUUCGAAAUAAAAGGAUCGUGGCGAGCGUAGCACUCACGGUGGAUCAAAUCAAAGAUCCUUGGUAUAGAAGCUUACGAGAGCGUGUACUCGAGAAGGCGGACAGUUUCCCAGACUUUCGAGUCACGAAUAACGAACUGUAUAAGAAUUGCCUUUGCAGAGAGGGAUCGGGACUGACAACCCAUAGAAGAACGGAAAGAGGUCAUCAACAGAUUCCACGACUCACCAACCGCAGCACAUCUCGGUUUCCAGAAGACUUGGGGGAAGGUACAAUCUUAUUUUCACUGGCCGAACCUGCGAGAAGAUGUCAACAAGAACGUGCGAAAAUGCGGAAUAUGCAAGGCAAGCAAGGCAGCGAACACGAAAAUGAUGCCGCAGAUGGGAAAACUGAAACCGGCAAAACUCCCCUGGGAACUCAUCUCGAUGGAUUUUUUGGGUCCGCUGACUCGUUCCAAACGCGGCAACACAGUAAUACUCGUUAUUGUAGACUGGGUCACCAAGUACGUCAUCGCACAUCCGAUGCGCAGCGCAGACUCGUCAAAGAUGGUGGAGUUUCUUGAACAGGCGGUAUUUCUUAAGUUCUCGCGGCCACGCAUUGUUCUGUCAGAUAACGGAAAGCAGUUCCAGUCGCAGAUCUUCAAAUCGCUGUUGCUUCGCCACAAAAUCGACCACAUGAGAACAGCCUAUUACUGCCCGAUGGUGAACAACGCCGAGCGCGUCAAUCGAGUGUUGAUUACAUGUAUUCGGUCGCUAUUGGAUGGAGAUCAUAAAGAGUGGGAUCAGAACAUUCCGGCAAUCACGGCAGCGAUAAACAGUGCCAAACACGAGACUACUGGCGUAAGCCCGCUCUACGCAAACUUCGGUAGAGAUUUGGUGCUACACACGGACCUGUAUACGCAACAGCUACUGAACACGGCGGAGGAUCCGAAAGUGGCACAGGAGAUGCGUCUGUCAACGAUACGACGGAUACACGAGUUCGUCCUGCAACGAAUUAAGGGAAAUCACGAAAAGAUGAGGCGGCGGUACAAUAUGCGAAAACGAACAACCUCGUUUAAGAUUGGAGACGUGGUUUGGAGAAGGUCGUUUGGACUGUAGUCGAAGGUAAACCACGUAAACCAAAAACUAGAGCCAAAAUUCGUCCCAGCCAUCGUGAGAGAUGUCAUAGGCUGCAACUUGUAUCUGCUAGAAGACGUGGCUACUGGCAAAAAAGGCAGGUACCACGCAAAGGACGUCAAAGCAGACUAAGGGCAGUUGUUCAAGCUAUGUCCACAGGCUAGACCUGUCAACACAAAAAAGCAACUUGCUACCAAAAUACCGCGUAACAACCGGGAAAAACCGCGAGCGCCAGGUGUGAUGAGCAACAACAUUUUAAAACUACCUCUCCACCUGGACAGCGUAAAUCGGACCAUCCUUGCCGAAGCAGAUCCCCAGAUCGCGCUGAAAAUAAGUAACUGACGCACCCGAAAUAAGCAGAGGAAACAAAAGUGGUAACGCAUAACCGCUUGCCGUUCGCGAUUCGGGAGAAAUCGUACCCUGUCGGGCUGGAAACGGUUCGCAGGGAGGUUCGCAACACUCUAACAAGUUCCUGGAUAGGAGGAGCGGAAACCUCGAGAUCGGCGGUCGAACCGUGGCGACGGAGAGUGGAAGCUUACGGCCACUAUCAACGAAACAGGAAACCAUAGGAGUGAAAUUAAUCGACAAAUUAGAAACCGGCAACAUCAGAGUACAGGCGAACCGCUAUCGUAGAGAAAAAAAAACGACUUACGAGCUUGACAGAAGGACGUAGCAGCCCACACAGGCGCGCCGUUUGCGGAACGAGAGAAACCGGGAAAGUGGAAGCAGAGGUAACACGACGGAGCAGAGCAAGACAACGAAAACGCACAGCAGAUCGGCGCGAAGCAAAAUUAGUUUGAGCAAACAAAAAAAAAAAAAAGAGUCUCAAUUUUGACAAAGCAAAGCGCCAACAUUAUCGAACAAUCCGUCGUCCUCGACCACAAAGUGAUGUCACGCCUGCCGUUCACGAAGUGAGAGAAAUCGUACACUGCGGAAUUGGAUCAGGUCACGCAGGGCAGACCACCAGUCAGGUUCCUCACAGGCCAGCCAUUACCAGAUCGGGAGAAACUGGAACCACCAAGCUAUGAGCAACACCAGCUACAAAAAGCACUAGCCAAAACACGCAAGACGGAAAGAGUUGUACGCCUGGAUUGGUGCCAUACAGUGUGUAAGAUCCAACGGCAAAUUUGCAAGACCAGUAAUUUCGGGUCAGAUACAGUUGUGAUAGGGGUCGUCAUGAAAUUUUACAUUCCAAAGUAACGCGAAUCUAAGGCGCGGUAAAACCUUAGCUCUGGGCUCAUGGCGAUCAAGGAAUUAAAUACUCCUUUUCCAAGCGCAGCUGUUAUCUAUAUACAAACCAUAAAAAACUAUCACAAUGUUUCAGUCCUAUUUUGUUUAAGUUUAAUGUUUUGCGUUCAAUUCUAGCCUAUUUAGCAAAACCAAUAGGUUAAGAGUUUUCUGAAUGUUUUGCCGCCGCAAACGCAAGUUUCGUGAAGUGGGGGUUUAAGGACUUAACCGGAGACAACUAGCCAAACCUUAGUUGGCGUUGAUCGAAAUCUUUAGCCAGGAUUUGCUGGCGUUAUUGUUGCAGUUUUGGGUUAUGUUUGUUUAGUUAAGUCACAGUAAAUUCUUAUGCUAGCAAGAGUUUACUAUAAUGGCCUUGAAGAUUCUUCGAGGACCUCAAUCGGUCGAUGGCUCCGAUCCACUCCUUAACGGUAGCGAUGUUUCAAUUUCUCAUAAAUCGUGCUGUCGCCGAUUUAUGAGAAAUUCACCUUGGCGGUAAUGUUGUGUUACAGUUAGAAUAAAUAUAAGUACCGUACACAUGAAGCAGAGCAAUGAAGUCGCAGUAGUCGAAGGCACACGCAAUAUGCCACCAGAAACCACACUACUUUGAAGCAGUUGAAAUUUGAUAGCCACCGACAGUCCGCCAGUCUCUAACCAAAGCGACGCUGCUAAAAAAUGACAGGAAACAGGCAGCACGGCUUAUGAGCAGGGAUGCCACAUAUACCGAUUUUUCUGUAUUUUACAGAUUUUUGAACUGAAAAAGCAAUACAGAAUCUGUAUUACAGAAUUACAGAAUAUUGCCAAAAAUACAGAUUUUACAGAUUUUUUUGUUAUGAGCAUGAGUAUGAUUUACCGCCCGCGGUUGCUACUUCGUUAUUGCCAGAUCAGCUGUAAUUACACAGAGAACCAACAGAUGAUGCUUGGGACCAACAUGCAUCCUCAAUGUGUAAAAUCUGGUGACCUUAAUCUUUAUUUUAGGCAAUACUAGCGCCGGCCGCAACCUAUAUAAUGCAGGUCAAAGAAGGAAUUUGUAUAGGAGAAUGUUGACGUGAUACUCGCUUAUUGGAAGCCGAGAACACCUCUGCACUUCCACGAGAAAUCACUGGGAUGUUGGAGAAAGGGCAAGGUACACAGCAGGGUUCGUUUUGGUAAACGAUGCGCUGGUUUCGAGUGUCGGGUUCUUUAGAACAAGUAUCGCGCGAACAAGUUAAUUAUAUCCGCCAUGAUAUUCAUAAUGCGAUUCGAACUUAUUUAGUUUUACAAUGUAACAAUGAUCAAAUUGGGACAACUUGAAAUGAUAUGAUAUCUCUUCGUAAGGUGAUCCUCUUUACACCGAAAUCUAUUGCGCGUUGUUGAUCUAUCCGCAGAUAAUUCGACCUCAUGAAGGUAUCGACGCGGAGUCACUAGGGGUUCGGUCAACCGGGCAUUUUCUACCUAAUUGAUCGACCAACGACGUUUCUCGUACACACUUUGUCUGCUCUAAAAAAAACGAUACGAUUCCGCGAAAAACACACCUGAAAAACAGAAUAUAACAAUGUUGCGCGCUUAUUACGAAAACUAACCAUGAGUAUAUUUCUUGCCAAACAUCGCGAUCAUCUGCGUACGACGCACGCGAUGGAUUUUACAGAUUUUUUUGUUAUACCAAUGAACUGAAAUCAAUUUUAAAGGUAUAAUUCGAUUCGAUUUUCAAAGUUUUGUAAAAAAAAACAACAUCAGGAUUAUGUAGGUAUCGAUAAAGAAGAAAUGGAAUGUGACUUGAACGAAGCCCGAAAACGAGCGUUUCGAAAUAUUUUUUCUAUUCAAAAUUCGUAGAACAAAUUGCAAAGAGGAGCGAUUUCACCGAUCCUGUUAUAAAAAUGGCAGAUGCGAUUAUUCCCCAAAUUCGUAACAAUAACUGACUGACAAGGGCUAUCUAACUAAUUUCGCACGCUUGAAAAAAAAAACUUUUUGACCGGAAGAUUCAUUGAAACAAAUGACUUAACUUGGUCUGAGCUGUUGAACACCAUUAGGCGGGAUGGUAAUUUCAAGUUUCUAUUACAGAUCAUUUGUGAGAAUUUUUUAUAUAAAUCUACACUCUUCGGUUUGUUUAGAACGCAUACUUUUAAUAUAUAUUUGAAACCAGAAAUUGCAUGGCCCCUAAGCUAAUGAUUUCAAUUUAAAAAGCUGAGAGCUACGUUGCAGAACAAGAAGGAGAUUCUAAUAUUAAAUCAACGAAAACUUUAAAAAAUAAAUUUAACAAAAACCUGUAUGAACAUCAUGUAGAGAAGAAUGAAUUUGUUUAAAUAUGUUCUGCAAGUAAAUUUUUUCCAUCCAAGAUUCUGAGUUUGCUCAAUACUGAUUUUUAAUACAGAUUUUUUGUCCCGAGAUACAGAUAUACAGAUAUUUUCAAAGAAAAAUACAGAUAUAAAUGUGGCAACCCUGCUUAUGAGGAAAAAACGAACUGUCAAACGAGAGACAGUCAACUCGAUCGAGAAUUUCUUUUUGUGUGAGAAGUCGUCGGGUGCACAUCGCGAGUCAACCGCGGGGGGAGUUACUUCUUGAAGAGCCGGCGAACGAUCAAGCCAACAACGGACAAAAUCCCGCUGAGGCAUUAAAGAGAGAAAACCAAGAAAGGCCCUCCAGAGAGGGCUCUUUUUUCCUGUUUCUUUUUCCUGUUUUUGUGCUGUGGUGCGGUGUUCCGAAUUUCGGCGGCGUCGGAUUCGAACGGACUGUUCGGAAACGUGCAAGUCGGCACGGGAAGGACUGGAGCGGCUUUGAGGAUUGAUAGCUGGGAGCGGUGGCGGACUGGUGUUGCUGGACGGACGCCGCGAAGACCGGAUGGCAGUCAAGUGAGCUAGAUUAAGCAACGUGGGGUCGCACGGAGCGCGAAAUACCCGGCGACAAAAGUUGACUGGGAAUGAAAAGCAUAGGAGAUUAGAGCGGGACGGGAUGAAGAAGGAAGGAAAAUACACAGAAGUUGUUUAAGUAGAUGUGUGGCCAAUUUUCUUCAGUUUUGGGAAAAGCCUUUUUAUGAUGAGGUUAGCAUAUAGUAAACCCAUAACAGUUUAAUACUUUGAAGCCUGCAAAAUUGCUAACCUUUGUGAAACUUUUCGACGAAUAGCAUCAUUGUUCGUUCAUUCCGCCGUCAGCGCGAUUGAUAUCGCGUCAAUUACAUUAUUACCGUAACAAUGCCGCCGUGCCAUCGGUACUACCGCUGGACGCCGAACGCACUGGCGUCAGACAAAAAAAAAACGUAUUCUUCCUCCGGGACCUGUGACAGUGCGUUCCGUCCCGUAAUUGCAGCUCAUCAACACAUGCAAUGCGAAGGCGCUCAGUCACUUUGUGCCGUUGUUUCAUUGCGGAUUGCACCGUGCAAAAGCUUAAUUGAAUUACGUGCUGGUGUUGUUAAUGGAUCGUUUUUUUUCUUUCUCUCUCUUUUUCUUCUUUCUCUUUCC